This is a messenger RNA of Aspergillus aculeatus ATCC 16872, 1098 nucleotides long. Its product is annotated as putative alcohol dehydrogenase. Gene Ontology annotation, molecular function: oxidoreductase activity. Lineage: Eukaryota; Fungi; Ascomycota; Eurotiomycetes; Eurotiales; Aspergillaceae. The coding region runs from base 1 to 1098 and encodes 365 amino acids. The transcript has 2 exons. The record is from RefSeq and is a predicted model, not a curated record.
AUGUCCAAGGCCGUCUUCCUGACUAAAACAGAAGGCAAACCGGGCCAAGUCUACUAUCCCCUCUCCGUGCAGGCACAGGCCCUCCCUACCCCACAGGGCCGCGAGUUACUCAUCAAGCUGACCGCGGCCUCGCUCAACCACCGCGAUGUCUUCCUACGCCAGCAUCUGUACCCGGGAGUCACGUUCGAUGUCCCCCUGGGUGCCGACGGGGUGGGCACGGUGGUCGCGGCGGGUCCCGAUGUCGCUAACCCGCAGCGCUGGCAGGGGAAACGAGUAAUCCUGAAUCCCGGGGUGGGCUGGGACAGCUCGCCUGAUGGCCCGGAAGAUCCCAAGGGGUAUCGGAUCAUGGGCGGAACGAAACUGUACAACAAGGGGACGCUGCAAGAAUAUGUGGCUAUCGAGGAGUCCGAGGUUGAGGAGGCGCCGGAACAUCUAUCGGAUGCAGAGGCCGCGGCGCUUCCUUUGACGGGGUUGACCGGGUGGCGGGCGUUGGUGGUCAAGGUUGGCGAGAGGAAUUCGGGCAAGGGGGCUGCCAUUCUGGUAACGGGGAUCGGAGGUGGGGUGGCUCUCAUGGUUCUGCGAUUUGCGGUGGCCAGGGGAGUCGACGUGUAUGUGACCAGCUCGAGCGAGGAGAAGAUCAAGAAGGCAGUUGAGCUGGGCGCCAAGGGUGGUGUGAGUUAUAAGGAGGAAGGAUGGGAGAAAAAGCUGCUGGGUCAGCUCCCCCCCGGAAAGACGGCUUUCGAUGCGGUCAUCGACGGUGCUGGAGGCGAUGCAGUCGAAAAGGCUGUCAAGCUACUCAAGGCUGGCGGCAUCCUCUCGGUCUAUGGAAUGACGGUCGCUCCCAAAAUGCCUUUCUUGAUGCAAGCGGUGCUGAAGAAUAUUGAGGUGCGUGGGUCUACGAUGGGCUCGCGCAAAGAGUUCAAAGAGAUGGUCGAGUUUGUGAGGAGCCAAAAGAUCCAUCCUGUUGUCUCGCGAGUAGUUCAAAGCGACUUGGGCGAUAUUCCGGCACUGGAUGAUCUUUUCCAGGACAUGAAGGAGGGCAAACAAUUCGGCAAGCUGGUCUUCGAAUUCGGCAAGGCGUCGGGAAGCAAACUAUGA